Molecule: messenger RNA, 1574 nt
Organism: Zophobas morio
Lineage: Eukaryota; Metazoa; Arthropoda; Insecta; Coleoptera; Tenebrionidae
Product: sodium channel protein Nach-like
Exons: 10
Coding region: 1-1377 (458 amino acids)
Biological process (GO): sodium ion transmembrane transport
Cellular component (GO): plasma membrane
Molecular function (GO): ligand-gated sodium channel activity
Source: RefSeq, a predicted model, not a curated record
AUGUUUAAAUUAAAGAAUAACAACCCUGCGAGCCAUUUUCGUAACAGGCUUCUGGGACCCGGCUUGGUCUACCUCGGCCUGACGUCUUUCACCGCGUUUUUGCUCGUCAGCGUGUGGAACCGGUUCGUCGACAACCCGACAGUGACGUCACUGGAGAGCUCGGUCUUCCCGGUCACCAGAGUGCCCUAUCCCGGAGUUUCCUUCUGCAACCUGAACAAAAUCAGCAAGAAGAGGGCUGCGAGUUUGGCGGAUUACAUAGUGGAGAAGACGGGGGAGAAGCGGGAGAAGGUCAUGGGGUAUAUUAGGUUUUUGGGGUUCUUGUAUGAUGCGGAUUAUAACGUGGGGAGUAAGAGGCACAUUGAGGAGUUUCAGGGGAUUUUGGAUGGGUUGAAGCUGAAGAUCAAGGAUUUGAUGAGGAGUUUGAUGACGCCUUGUGAGGAAUUUCUUCAGAUUUGUCUAUGGGGAGGUGUUGAAGUUAAUUGUUCGAAGAUUUUCCACAUGAGGCUGACGUUUGAAGGUUAUUGUUGUACUUUCAACUACAUCAAGAAUGCGAGCGAUUUGUGGGAGGAGCAUCGACAUCCCGCCAAAUUAGCCCCCGCCCACGGCACCCCCGGCAUGAAAAACGGCCUCUCCGUCACCAUCAACAACGACCCCGACGACUACUUCUACACCACUCUCUCAUCCUCCGGAGUUAACGUGCACGUCUUCAUCCCCACCGACUACCCGGACAAGUCCAGCGGCAACUUGAUGGAAAGCCUAGCCGACAUCGGGUCAGAAAACUUCAUCGAAGUUAUUCCCACCACCGUACGAGCGAUGAAGGAGGUGAUGAACUACAACGUCGUCAAAAGAAACUGCCUGUUCGAAGUCGAGCAGAUCACGCAGUUCGGGGUGUACUCUCAAAGCGACUGUUUUGUGGACUGUAGGGUUAGGAGUAUGAUGACGCUUUGUGAGUGCAUCCCUUUUACCAUCCCUUUUACUGAUGACUCGACUGUUUGCACUCUGCUGGAUCUGCCAUGCUUGAGCAAAUAUCAAAGAAAAUGGACAGCUUUGGUCCCCGAUCAUGUAGACGGGUACACUUUCAAAGAACAGGAAGAUGGUCUCUUCUGCACCGAAACGUGUUAUCCUUCUUGCGAGGCCACGCUCUACGAAAUUACCACUUCAUCUGUCAGACUCUUCGAUUCCGCGGGGAAUUACACGUCGAUUCAUAUUUUCUACGGAAACAGAUUCCACAGUUUGUAUCAGCAAGACGUAGUGCACUAUUGGUUUGACAUACUAAGCAGUGUUGGUGGUAUCUUUGGCAUUGUUAUGGGUUUGAGUAUUUUGUCGAUUGUGGAGGGAGUGAUUUAUAUGAUAAAGUUGGUAGUUGCGAAAUGGUGACCUUAGUAUUGAUUUCUGUUAAAUUUUAAUUGUAUGGUGUCAGGGGGAUGUGGGAAUGUUGGCACCAGGGUGAAAACCUGUAAAAUAAUUUGUUUACUGGUGAUGGUGGAUUGAUAAUGAAACCAUUUUCGCUUUCAUACAAAAAAUAGAUUUUUAUACGAAUGGUGUCAUGACAUUGACACAUAAGUAAAUGAUUU